CACAAAGUUCCCCUAGAAAGUCUGCUCUACCUUACUCGUGAAAAUAAGUGCAUUUAAAGUGCGCCGCCAAUGACACGGAGGUAGGAACCAUUAUACGAUGUCUCAUUGGUUCCGGCCGGCGCACGAACAUGGGGAGACUGAGGCGAGAGGAGCGGCGCGCGGCAGUACCAGUUAAAGCGGAGCGGGUCGCCGCCUCAGGAAGCCAUGGCCCUUCCCGCGCGCUGUGGUCCUUUCGCAAGGUGCCUCUUACGAGGGGUGAAGCGACAGUGCUGGUCGGCCUGCAGCAGAGCUCUUCUUCUCACGGGAUCAAGAUUUGCAUUUCUCUUCAGUUUACCUGCCUACGUGGAGCACAAAACUUUGAAGAGGGUGUCAUAUCUUACAGUGGUCCAUGCCCAUGACAAAGUUGAAGAGCUACUGGAACGAGCUGACUACCUGUACAGCUGUGGGGAGACGGAGAAGCUCUAUGAACUGCUAAGUCAGCAUCACAACAGCGAUGAUGCAGAGCUCCUGUGGAGACUGGCACGGGCAUCUCGAGACUUAGCCCUGCUCUCCCACAUUACUGCCGAGGAGAAAAAGAGGCUCACCUACGAGGCCUUUGAGUUUGCCAAGAAAGCACUGGAGAAGAAUGAAGACUGCUUCGCAGCACACAAAUGGUACGCAGUGUGCCUUAGCGAAGUUGCAGAAUACGAGGGGGUUAAAGUAAAAAUUGCAACUUCCCACACUAUAAAAGAACAUCUGGAGAGAGCCAUUCAGCUGAACCCCAAGGAUGCCACAAGUAUGUACAUCUUGGGCUACUGGUGUUUUGCCAUGACUGAGCUGCCGUGGUACCAACGCAAAAUUGCCGCCAUGAUCUUCUCUUCACCACCGACAUCUACCUUUGAAGAGGCCCUGGCCUAUUUCCUGAAAGCAGAAGAAGUGGACCCCAACUUCUAUAGUAAGAACCUGGUGAUGCUCGGAAAAACCUACUUGAUGCUGAAGGACAAGGAGAAGGCUGUGCUUUGGCUGACCAGGGCUCGGGACUACCCCCCACGCUCUGAGGAGGACAAACAGGUUCACAAGGAAGCUGUUGAACUUCUCAAGAAGCUGCAGAGAUAAGCAGGUCACUGAAAAUAUUCCAUCAUCUAAAUGAGGGCAUUCACAGACUAGAAAACUUACUGAUAUAUUAGCUAUCCUCAUAUUUUGUGCUACCUUUAUUUUGUGAGUGUAAGAUUGUG
Messenger RNA from Scleropages formosus (Asian bonytongue), 1214 nucleotides. It is a transcript of the gene rmdn1, whose product is annotated as regulator of microtubule dynamics 1. Gene Ontology annotation, molecular function: microtubule binding. Gene Ontology annotation, cellular component: cytoplasm; spindle microtubule; mitotic spindle pole. The record is from RefSeq and is a predicted model, not a curated record. NCBI's taxonomy places the organism in Eukaryota, Metazoa, Chordata, Actinopteri, Osteoglossiformes, Osteoglossidae. The transcript is spliced from 10 exons. Bases 205 to 1095 code for a protein of 296 amino acids.